GGACUUGGCGGGUUUUUAACUCCAUAUGUUACAAACAUCAAAAAUGUACAGAAGACAUUUUUGUUUCAAAUACACUGUUCUUGGUAGAAAAAACCUCCAUUAAAUAUCUCGUCUGUUAAUUAAUUAUAAAGUGGACGUUAAUUUCACUUUUUGUAGGGUCAAUGAAUUGUCAGUAUAAAAUUACUAACUGCAAUCAUCAUUCUCCAUAUAAAAAUGUUUAAUCAAAUGGCUGUAGACUCAUCUCUAAGUGGAAUUUCUGUGUCUUCAACUGUUGAUCGAUCCUACAAUCCAUUCCUAAAUAAUCUAGAUACACAACCAGGAGCAUUGCUUUCUGAACUUCUCUCCGAUUGUACACCAUCUGAUGAUUGCCUUAUUUCAGGAAAUAUACAGUCCAGUAAUCACGAUAGUAUUUCGUUGUAUGGCAUAUCAUCCUCAAGCAACAACAACAAUAAUAAUAAUAAUAAUGUAAACAGUAAUGAUGCUACUAACGGAAUCUAUGUACCAACCAAUUCUAAUUCACAUGAUUGUUUUCAAAAAAGUUCUGCAAGUGAAAUGAAAUCUGAAUGUGAUAUUCUGCUAUCGAAACGUAUCGAUGAGCAGUCAAACGAUAGAAUCACUUUAGAUAUGCUCUCAGUGAAUCUAAAAUCUGAAAUUUCUACUAAAGGUCCUAUUUUCUCCGAUCACUUUGAACUAGUUGAGAACAAUAAUAACAUUGUUACUACGUCCGCUUCUAUAAAUAGUAAUAAUAAUACCGAUAGUCAUGAGUCAGACAUUCAGCAUUGUAAAAAUUCAUUAUCAUUGGUUCAACCUACAAUAGCAUCAUCGUUAUCACUAACAACAACAAUCGCUACUACAGCACCAACAGUGACCACAACUAAUCAAGCAGCUUUAAUUGCAGCUGCUUUAGUAAAAGCAUCUGCAGACAAAACAAUGAAUGGUCCUUUCUCAUUAAUUGAGCGUACUACCAAUAAUAAUAAUGCAUCAGUGAGUGCAUCAGUGAUGAAUAAAUCACGUAAAAGUUCCCUGACAAUGACAAAUCAUCAUCAUAUACAUUCGUUAGAUAAUUAUGGUAAUAAUUCGAGUAAACUACCUGGUCGAAAAACUUCAUGUAGCUCCGAAAAACACUUUAUUGAACAAACUGGUUGCAGUGAUGAACGAAGUCCAAAUCGUCUUCAUUCUUCUGAAGAGUUUGACAGUUUACUUGAUUCAAAUACACCUAUUCUAGACUUCACCUUUUCAGAUGUACAAUAUUGGUGUAGUGUAUUCUAUUAUGAAUUGAAUACACGAGUUGGUGAUGCAUUUCACGCUGGUCGACCUACAUUAACAAUAGAUGGUUUCACUGAACCUUGCUAUCGAUCUGAUCGAUUCAGUUUGGGCAGUCUUAGCCAUGUCAACCGACCGUUACAAGUUGAAAUGACUAGAAGACAUAUUGGUCGUGGUUUAAAAUUACACCAUAUUGGUAGUGAAGUUUAUCUGGAGUGUUUAAGCGAUGCUGCGGUGUUUGUGCAGUCGCCAAGUUGUAAUCACUUUCACAAUUGGCAUCCAGCAACUGUUGUUAAAGUUCCACCAAAGUGUAACCUAAAACUUUUUGAUAGUACAACAUUCGCUAGUCAACUAGCUGAUUGUAUGUCACGAAGUUAUGAAUCUGUAUUCGCAUUGACUCAUAUGUGUUCUAUACGUAUAAGUUUUGUAAAAGGUUGGGGAGCAGACUACAGAAGACAAACUAUAACUAGUACACCUUGUUGGAUAGAAGUUCACUUGAAUGGACCUUUAAAAUGGCUUGAUCGUGUACUUCGACAAAUGGGUUCACCGACACUCCCAUGUACUUCGGUUAGCUGAGAAGGAGAAUGCUAAUAAUAGCGGAAAGGUAAACAGAUAAACAAAAGAAACUGAUCUCACUCACUUAUUUGUUGUAUAUUAUUAUUAAACUAUGAUUUUAUUACUGAUCCUCCCUUCACGGCUGGUAUGACAUGAUUACAUCAUUUUAUUGAGUUUUUUUUUUAUUGUCCAUUUUUGUGUAUUCCUUUUAUUUUCUUCUCUUGUGCAAAGUACUUUACAUUACUUUUACACUUCUUAUGCAUCACUUCAUGCUGGAAAACACUACAUAACUGACAGUGUAUUUCUUUUUGUCUUUUACACGCUGUGUGUUUGUAGGUAUGCACUAGACUACAUUUUCGUUUGAAUAUUAGCAUUUACCCUAGAAUUGUAUUAUCCAUUGGCAAUGGUUAGAAAGGAUAAAAGCACUUUUAUUCAUGUGAAUGAUGAUUUACGACAAGACUAUACUUAUAUAGACUUGAAAUUACCAUAACAUUGGGCUUUUUUUCUAACAGAUUUCUAUCCUAUUACUUUGUUUGCACUAUUAUCCAUAUGUUUUUAUUCGUUUAUAUUAUCUAGUGUUGUUGUCGAAAGAAUAAUUCAAGUGUGUAUUGUUUGUUGUUUUGACCUUUUUUUUUCUUUGCUUAUCUUCAGUGUUAAAUCGAAUUGCUUUGUCGACUAACAAGUCAGUAGUACUUGCAUCCAUUUUGUUUCAUAGACGACAGUAAUGCGAAUAUAUAUAUAUAUAUAUAUAUAUAUAUAUAUAUAUAUAUAUGUAUGUAUUCGUGUAUUUACCUAUUCAUCUAUUUGGUUCUGUGCAAGUUUUUCUUCGACUUUUUUUCAAUUUGUACAAAAUAGACUUUUCUCUUCUGUUAUAUAUUUUUGUUGUUUGAAUUUAUUAAGUAUUUACACACACAAAUACAUGCGACUGCAUAGGUGCGCCUGAUUCAAUAUUGUUCUUAUGUCCCAAUUUACUACACAAACAUAUACAUAUUUUUUCAUCAUAAUUGAUUUUUUUUUGUCGAAAUCCGUGACAUGAUUGUAAUUUAAAUGAUUUAUCGGUGUAUUGUCUUCUCUUCUUUUUUUUUAACACACAAAUAUUCUUCUUGAAAAGUUUUAUUAUAUUAUGAAUAACUGGUGAACAUUUUUCUAAAACUACAUGACGAAAUAACUUUUAUGAUAAUGUUAUCAAUUCAUGAAUUUUUGUAUAUUUGAGUGACGAUUAAAUUGAAUGGAUUUAC
Molecule: messenger RNA, 3056 nt
Organism: Heterobilharzia americana
Lineage: Eukaryota; Metazoa; Platyhelminthes; Trematoda; Strigeidida; Schistosomatidae
Source: the annotation of a GenBank genome assembly